AUAAACCUUAAAAAAAAAAGAAAAAAGAAAAGGCCACAUAGAGAGCCCCGAGAACAUAUACAUACAUAAAGAGUGACAAGGCCACAUAGAGACCCCCGAGAAUAUAUACAUACAUAAAGAGUGACGGAGAGAUGGCUCAGCCGUUGGAGCACUGGCUUCCCCGGAGUUUGAGUGCCAGCAUCCACAUGGCACUCCAAAACCAUCUCUUAACUUCAGUUCUAGGAGAUGAGAUGCCAUUUUCUUGCCUACAAAGGCACCAGGCAUGUGCACUGGUGCACAGACAUACAUGCAGGCAAAACCCACACACAUAAACUUUACAAAUUAGCUUUAAUGGAGCUGCCUUAUAACACGGGCACAGUAUCCCAACUAGACACCACUGGCUAGCAAAUAGAACCUCGUCCCAGGGGUGGUUCCCUCUUUGUAGGUUAUUGAUCAAUAAGAUCCCAAAGACAGCACUUGGGAGGCAGAGGCAGGUAGAUUUAGGACAGCCAGAGCUACAUAGAGAGACCUUGUAUCAAAAAACAAAACAAACCCCCCCCACAGACCUUCCCUCCAGGCCAUUACAGGCCAUUGCCAAUACUCUUGGCUACCCUCCAGGACUGACUAAGACCCUGUUGCUGAAGAUACCAUAUGCUGGACUCAGAACAUGGAGAAACCAAGCUGUUGACUCACUUGGAAUCUUCACCCUGCCACCCGGAUGUCAGAAUGUAUGGCAAAGCCUGUUGAAAUGGCAGCUGCCCGGGAGACCGUGGAGGUCCUGGCUCCAAGGACUCAGGCAGGAAGAGCAGUGACGGGUGUCUAAUUCUGAGGGUGAAGCAGUCAUUUUCCAGACAGCAAGACAAAGACACGGGUGAACUGUCAAUAACGAGAUAACAGAUUAUAAAGGUGACUCGGAGGGCCUAGAGGGAACAUGUUUGGGUACAAAUGCAAACAGGACUCAAAAUUCUAGUCUGAUGAAUCAAACUUCAUAAAACAUUAUGAAGGAUUAGCUGGGCUUGGUUUCUAUAAGCCUGGCACUCUGGAGGCUGAGGCAAGAGGGUCAUUGUGAAUUUGAGCACCAGUCUGGACUACACAGUAAGAUCUUGUUGCAGAAAUAUAAAAUAAGCCUCGGCAAGGUGGCUUAAUCCCAGCUGUAAUCCCAGCUCUUGGGAGGUGGAGGCAGGAGACCCAGGAUCUAAAACCACAUCUGCUACAUAUCAACUCAAGGCCAGCUUGGGCUACCUGAGACCUUGUCUCAGAAAAAAAAAAAAAAAAAUUAAACCAUGAAAUGACUGAAUCUGGCUGGGGGAGUAAGGUGUGCCAGAGCUUUGCACACACGGGUCCUGGCUCCUACUCUGGCACUAUGUGCGUGAACACACAGAACUUAGUGGGACCACAGGAAUGAAAAGCCUAAAGCUACGGACCGGACUUGUAUCUGGAAUUCAGAAAUCUCACAUUGACAGGUGAUCUGACAGAAACCUGCAAGAGGCUAAAACACAGAUGUGCCAAAACCUCUGGGUCUUGUGUUUGGACAGUUUUGGGGUGCUCAGCCUAACCAGAGAUCUAGAAAACACAGAACAGCAGCACAGCCAUACAUCAGUAGGCGACACAGAGGCAGGCUAGGGAAGACACACUGCCGUGUGGACCCUCAAGUCUUGCCCCCCCAGAAACGCCCACAUCCCUUCAGGCCGCAUGGUGAGUAGUCCUGGAGGGAGGCUGAGGCUCCAGCUAGGAGGGCUGCGUCUCACUUGGAUGACGUCUGAAGGAGCAGGCCCAGUGUGCUCUGCAUCUGUUGCCACAUUCAGGGCUAGACACGGGCCCAGGUCCCAUGGGCUUCAAGCACGGCCCCUGUAGGGAAAACUGGACAGAAGAGCGGGGCUGUUGGGGAGCAGGGAACUCUUCAGGUGUUGUUACUGUGCUGUGUGGCUGCAGGAGGCUGACUUGGGUCUAACCGAGCUGUCAAAAGCCCGCUAAGGCUUCCACACCACAUCAAGCGGUGCUUGCAGUGGACAGGAAGAGAUCCUGGCCUGGAGUAAAGUGGGGACCCACAGGGACUCCUGGCCACUGCUGCCUGGCUCCUUUUCCCAACAGAGCCUGAGGCUGGCCACUGGCCCCGCAGCCCUGCUGAGGUCGCACUUUUACUGUGUAAACUGCUCUGUGGCUCUGGGCGGAGCCUCCCCCCUGCCGAUCUAUAAUUUCUCAGAAAAAAAAAAAAAAAAAAAAAAAGGCCGAGGAAUAACCUGGAAAAUGCCCCAGAGAUGGGGCAGCACAGUGGAAGCCAGGCCCCCUGGCCCUCCCAGACCAGUCUACUUCCUCUCUCUGCUUAGAGAUAGGUCCCGAUAGCCCACAACCUCCCCGAGAAGCUGCCCCUCCUGAACCCCAGCACUGCCUUUCCUGGCCCCUCCCGUGUGCAUUCCCACCACCCCAGGCAGGGCAAAGGGACAGAGCUCAAGGCAGGCUUUGCUGAGCUCCGGCGUGUCUACCAGGUCACAGCUCUCAGGCCCUGGAGAAGGAAGCUGAGAUGUGGCUCCGGCAGGGAGGUCCGGCCCUGGUGGUGCUCCUGGCUUUCUGGGUGGCACUAGGCCCCUGUGACCUGCAGGGGACAGAUCCUGGAGCAUCGGAAGAUGCCGAGGGCCCCCAGUGUCCCGUCGCCUGUACCUGCAGCUAUGACGACUACACAGAUGAGCUCAGCGUCUUCUGCAGUUCCAGAAACCUCACACAGCUGCCUGAGGGCAUCCCAGUCGGCACCAGGGUCCUGUGGCUGGACGGCAAUAACUUCUCCUCCAUUCCCUCAGCGGCUUUCCAAAACCUGUCCAGCCUGGACUUCCUCAACCUGCAGGGCAGCUGGCUGAGCAGCCUGGAGCCCCAGGCCCUGCUGGGCCUGAAGAACCUCUACCACUUGCACCUGGAGCGGAACCUGCUCCGCGGCCUGCCUGCUGGCUUGUUCACGCACACACCCAGGCUGGCUUCACUCAGCCUGGCCAACAACCUCCUGGGCCGGCUGGAAGAGGGGCUGUUCCAGGGCCUCGGUCACCUCUGGGCCCUCAACCUGGGUUGGAACAGCCUAGUGGUACUGCCGGACACGGUGUUCCAGGGCCUGGGCAACCUCCGGGAGCUGGUGCUGGCCGGCAACAAACUGGCUUACCUGCAGCCUUCGCUCUUCUGCGGCUUGGGUGAGCUGCGCGAGCUGGAUCUGAGCAGGAAUGCGCUGCGCAGCAUCAAGGCCAACGUCUUCAUACACCUGCCCAGGCUGCAGAAGCUGUACCUGGGCCACAACUCGGUCACAGCUGUGGCCCCUGGUGCCUUCCUGGGCAUGAAGGCAUUGCGCUGGCUGGACCUAUCCCAUAACCGUGUGGCAGGGCUCCUGGAGGACACCUUCCCGGGCCUGCUGGGUCUGCACGUCCUGCGCUUGGCGCACAAUGCCAUCACUAGCUUGCGGCCGCGGACUUUCAAAGAUCUGCACUUCCUGGAGGAACUGCAGCUUGGUCACAAUCGCAUCCGGCAGCUGGGUGAGAAGACAUUUGAGGGCCUGGGGCAGCUAGAGGUGCUGACCCUCAAUGACAAUCACAUCCACGAGGUCAAGGUGGGUGCCUUCUUUGGCCUCUUCAAUAUGGCUGUUAUGAAUCUCUCUGGCAACUGUCUCAGGAGCCUCCCGGAGCGGGUGUUCCAGGGGCUGGGCAAGUUGCACAGUCUGCAUCUGGAGCACAGCUGCCUGGGCCGCAUCCGCCUGCACACUUUCGCCGGCCUUUCAGGGCUGCGCAGGCUCUUCCUCAGGGGCAACAGCAUCUCCAGCAUGGAAGAACAGAGCCUGGCAGGGCUCUCUGAGCUGCUGGAGCUCGACCUUACCGCCAACCAGCUCACGCAUCUGCCCCACCGGCUUUUCCAGGGCCUUGGCCAGCUCGAGUACCUGCUCCUCUCACAUAACCAGCUGUCGGUGCUGUCUCUGGAUGUCCUGAGACCCCUGCAGCGGGUCUUCUGGCUGGACGUCUCACACAACCGCCUGGAGACGCUGUCUGAAGGCCUUUUCUCACCACUGGGGCGGCUGCGCUACCUCAGCCUCAGGAAUAACUCUUUGCAGACCUUUUCGCCACAGCAUGGCCUGGAGCGCCUGUGGCUGGAUGACAACCCCUGGGACUGCCGCUGUCCCCUCAAGGCACUGCGUGACUUUGCCCUGCAGAGCCCCGGCAUCGUGCCCCGCUUUGUUCAGACUGUCUGUGAGGGCGAUGACUGCCAGCCGGUGUAUACCUUCAACAACAUCACCUGUGCCGGCCCUGCCAACGUCUCAGGCCUCGACCUACGAGACAUCGGCGAAACUCACUUUGCGCACUGCUGACCCUGGCCACUACUGGCCCGGGUUGGCCUAAUGCCGCCUUGUGGUCAGGACAGUCUCUCACUGUUACCAGAAUAAGCUGGCUCUCAAAGUCAGCGGGGGGAGGGAAAAUACCUGCCCAUCUCUAGGGGCCAGGCCUGGGCUGCUCACUUCCUGGAAGCAGAGCAGUACUGGCAGCUAUGCGGCCUAAAUUCAGAAAGGCUGGGCGCAGGCUGGGUGCCCGAGGGCCCGACCAGGAGGGAAGUGCUCAGCAGCGCUCCCUGCUGGCAACAAUUAAAUCAGCCUUGAGUGUGAACUUGG
Peromyscus leucopus (white-footed mouse) is the source of this 4609-nucleotide messenger RNA. RefSeq names its product insulin like growth factor binding protein acid labile subunit (gene Igfals). The record is from RefSeq and is a predicted model, not a curated record. Gene Ontology annotation, cellular component: plasma membrane. The transcript has 2 exons. Gene Ontology annotation, molecular function: protein binding. The coding region runs from base 2501 to 4312 and encodes 603 amino acids. Lineage: Eukaryota; Metazoa; Chordata; Mammalia; Rodentia; Cricetidae.